CAACUGCAGGGUUGGGGUGACGUCAGCUUCCAUGGAUCCCGACAAAUCCGCACGCCCAACAUCGACGCCCUGGCCGCGGACGGCAUCGUGCUCGACAACCACUAUGUGUCGCCCCUGUGCACACCAUCCAGGGCGACGCUCCUCUCCGGCAGGCACCCAAUUCACACGGGGCUGCAGCACAAUGUAAUCUAUUCGGCGAUGCCAUACGCUUUCCCUCUCCAUUUUAAGCUGAUGCCCGAAUAUUUCAAGGCACUGGGAUAUGAGUCGCAUGCUGUGGGAAAGUGGCAUUUAGGUCACAUGACCAGGAACCACACACCGACACGUCGGGGCUUCGAUUCCUUCUACGGCUACUACAGCGGUCACCAUGGCUACACGGAUCACUCAGCCUUCGAGGAGUACAUGGACGAUCCCAAGGAUCAAUGGACAGGCUGGGGUAUGGACCUUUGGCACAAUCUCGAAGCUGAUAGGUCCAAGUCGGGAAAUUACACCACGCAACUGUUCACGGAGAAGGCGAUUGAAAUACUGAAGAAUCGGGACCGUAGUAAGCCAUUAUUUUUGUAUCUCGCUCACCUGGCCGUUCACGUGGGGAACUUCUAUGCACUCUUUGAGGCACCGGACAGAUAUAUCGAGUUGAACAGACACAUCAAGAACAACAAGAGACGACAUUUUGCCGCAAUGCUGUCUGCGCUGGACGAUUCCAUUGGCCAGUUGGUGGAAGCCCUUAACGCCACGGACGCGAUUCAAGACACCAUCAUUGCUCUGACGACGGACAACGGCGCGGCAACGGGGGGCAUUGACAGCAGCGCCGGAUCCAACUGGCCCCUUCGCGGUACGAAGGCGAACCACUGGGAAGGAGGAGUGCGGGGAAUAGCUCUCCUCUGGAGCCCCAUGAUACGUCAGCCCAGGGUGUCUCGCCAGCUGAUGCACGUAUCUGAUUGGCUGCCCACGCUCUACUCCGCAGCUGGCGGCAAGGUGGAUGACCUGGGCGACAUCGAUGGCGUCGACAUGUGGCGUAGCCUCGUAACGGGCCUCGGCUCUCCGAGAUCUGAGGUUCUGCACAACAUCGACCCCAUAUGGAACAUGUCCGCCCUACGCGUCGGCCGCUACAAGUACCUCAACGGGACUUACGGCGAUGGCCGGUACGACGGCUGGUACGAACCCCUGCAAGAGAGAGGCUUCGAGUUUGGACUCUUCGGGGUGGACAACACGUCGGGAGACAAGUACGGCCUCCGCCACCUGUACGACGACGGGGACGCCACACCUAUGACUGCUGCGGAGUACUACAAGGCGUGGCAGCAGGAACCUCCCAGUUAUCGUGAUUCCUCGUCGAGUGCGGCAAGAAGCAACACCCUCCUGGAUCGGACGUGCUUGGUGGCGCGGACAAUUCUGUCCAUCGGCCGCGCCUUGCCGAAGCACAGUCCCUGGGAAGUGAUGACGGAGUGUGGUCAGCCCAGGAAGAGUGAAUGCAAGCCGCUCGAAAAGCCUUGCCUCUUCGACAUCGAGCGAGACCCCUGCGAGAUUGACAACAUAGCCGAUGAUUACCCGCACGUAUUACGAAGCUUGGAAAACCGGCUGCAACAGCACAAGAAAACAAUGGUCCCACCACUGAACAAGCCACCUACAAAGAGAUCGGAUCCGAGAUAUUUCGAUUUCACCUGGGCACCUUAUUUGGACACUGUGUGAUUAACUUUUCUGGUUUCUAUGGAGUGUUGCUUCGUGUGAAUCAUUUUGCUCAGUAAAUCAAAUUAUCCCUCGAUGGGUUUGUCUGUCUCAUGGAGGCUUGACUAUAAGUUCUGUGCGUCGUCCUCAAGGACUGCUUUUAUAUAUUUUAUGACAGUCUAGAGACAUUUUAUUUAUCCUCAGAUAAAAGAAAAGGGAGCAAAGAAACCGGCGCAUUCCCUAGGGCUAGACGCACUCUGUAAGCAUUGGCUUACUUCUUCACUUUCGGCUAUGCCAAUAUCUUGAAUACACUCAUAAUGAUGUCUUGAUAACGACCAAUGUAACACAUAAAUGUCUUCUGUGUAGGUAUGAUUUUUUCAGAAAUAAAAUUCUCUUAAAC
Molecule: messenger RNA, 2059 nt
Organism: Rhipicephalus microplus (southern cattle tick)
Lineage: Eukaryota; Metazoa; Arthropoda; Arachnida; Ixodida; Ixodidae
Product: arylsulfatase B
Molecular function (GO): sulfuric ester hydrolase activity
Source: RefSeq, a predicted model, not a curated record